This is a messenger RNA of Patella vulgata (common limpet), 3318 nucleotides long. RefSeq names its product ankyrin repeat domain-containing protein 50. Gene Ontology annotation, molecular function: protein binding. The coding region runs from base 271 to 3318 and encodes 1015 amino acids. The transcript has 6 exons. Lineage: Eukaryota; Metazoa; Mollusca; Gastropoda; Patellidae. The record is from RefSeq and is a predicted model, not a curated record.
ACAUUUAAAAAACAAACAUGUGAUUUCGCGAAGACAAUUAGACGACUUCAACGUGAAAAUAAUGAGUUGAAAAAAUCUAGUCUAUCAACUAUAACACUACCAAAACCUAAACGAGAAAAAACUAAAUACCAAACAGAUGCCGAAAAUUUACUUCAUGAUGCCUCAAGUAAGCAGUUUGUAGAGACAAGAGCUUUCAGAGAAGGGAGGCGUAUUUUGGAAAAACAUUUUAUCUUGGGUAUAAUUGGCGCUGUAGGAGAUGGUAAAACAGUAAUGUGUCGGAUGGUCGCCAAUUCGUUCUUGACGGUUCAUAAAAAUUUUAUUCCAUUGGAAAUAGGACACCCGAGGGACCUGGAUUCCGUAACUUUUACAGAUGAGGAUAGCUACUUAUUGAUUAUUGAUGUAAUGUUUGGUAUAUGGACACGUACAAUAAAAGAACAAAUGCAAGAAUGGCCAAAAAAUUUUGAGUUAUUAUAUUUAGCAAAACAAAAACGUAAAUCGGCAAUAAUCUAUGUUAUGAGACAUGAUGUCUACCAGGCUUGUCAGCAUCUUCUUGGGAAGUAUGAAAUAUUCUCUACAUUAUAUCGGUUACAGCUUCAUGAGACACAAUUCCAGUUGUCAAAUGAUGAAAAAAGGGAUAUUUUGCGAUACCAUUUGGGAAACUGUUCCGACAAUAUGCUGGGGAAGAUGGUGGAACACAGUUCAGGAUGCUUUGGUUUUCCAGGUAUUGUCAGUCUUUGUAGUAAAAGUAGUAAAACUUACACAGAAGAAGAAAUUUGGAUGCUAAAUGGUCUAUUUGAUUUUUUGAACAGGGAAUACGACAUAUUCUGGAAGGAAGAUAGAAUUAAGUAUAUGGCUUUAUUUGUUGUAUUUAGUCCACGGCCUCUCUCCGAGGAUGGAAUACGACAAAAGACGAAUCACUUACUACAAAAUCAGAUACAACAAGCAAUGGGGUAUUCCGGUGGAGUAGAAGAUAUUCUCGAUUCGUGCAAAAAUUUAACUGGUUCUUACGUAAUAUGUGAUGAGGAAAAUGAGAAGCGCAUGUCUUUAUCAGAAAAGGUGAUCAGACCCUUUCUGCUUCAUGUCUCUCAGCGAUUUAUAGAACUGACAAUAAAAUUUUGUCCCUUUGAUCUCUUAAUAGAUCACGUGUCUACCGUACCGGAUGAUCACAAGGUUUUCAUAAAGUCCUCUCGUUAUGUUGAUCUAUAUGAAAGAUUCUCUCGUGAAUUGCAGGAGAAGAAUGAAGCUGUGUUAUUCCACCAAGCAUUUCUUGACAGUAAUUUCUUGCAAAAGGUACUUAAUGUAGAUAGUGGUGACAUGCUGCUAAAUCCCGAGCUAAAGAUACAGCUUGGUGGUGAUCCAAUGGACGAGGGACAUUUUCUGCAUUAUGUAUGCUUAUUUGGAUAUUUGAAAGAGAUGCAAAUAGUUUUCGCAUACUCCAGCAAAAGUACUGCAAUUUUAUGUGACAUAAAAACAAAGCUUGGGUUUGAUUUAUUAAGCCUUGCUGUUAAAUCCAAGAACGAGGCAAAAGAUAAAAUAAAAUAUUUACGUGAUGAGAAAAAUGUUAUGGAAUGCCAGAGUAAAACUGAAAUUCAACAACUUAUUCGUACAGCAGCCAAGGCAAACAAUUUGGAUACUCUGAAACAUGUUAGUUCUUUUACAGAUAUUGACAUUAGCUCUGUGGAUCUUAACCAGCAAACUUUUCUACACCAUGCCUGUGAUUCGGAUUAUGAUGUCCCAGAAAUCGUCCAAUAUCUCAUUGCAAAAGGCGCGGAUGUCGAGGCAAAGGAUAAAAAUGGCUGCACUCCUCUAAAUCUAGCAGUUAAACGAGGAAAAUUCUUGACAAUAGAUUGUCUCAUAAAACUAAAAGCUUCUGUCACCGUGGCUGACAAAGACAGCAAAUUACCCAUUCAUGUAGCUGCCAACUCAAAUGCAGGCCGUUUGGAUAUUGAUACACCUGGUAUAAUAGAACUGUUGGUGGGCGCUGGAUCACCUGUUAAUGCUAAAGAUGCUAGCGGUAGAACACCACUGGUAGAAGCCCAUGCUAAAUUUGACGAAAAGACGAUUGGUGUGUUAAUUAAAAAAGGAGCAGUAGACCAAACUCCUUCGGUUGAACAACUUUCUACGGAUGAACAGUUGUCUACAGAUGGCCAAUCUCUUAUGGUUAAAGAUCAUUCUAUAAAUGAACAGUCUCAUUCAAAUGGAAUUGAUCUUACGGUUGAACAGCUUUCUACAAACGAACAGCUUUCUACAGAUGACCAGCUUCUUACAGCUGACAAACGUUCUGCAGAUGGACAACCUACACGAGAUCACAAAGUAGACCAAACUCCUUCGGUUGAACAACUUUCUACGGAUGAACAGUUGUCUACAGAUGGCCAAUCUCUUAUGGUUAAAGAUCAUUCUAUAAAUGAACAGUCUCAUUCAAAUGGAAUUGAUCUUACGGUUGAACAGCUUUCUACAAACGAACAGCUAUCUACAGAUGACCAGCUUCUUACAGCUGACAAACGUUCUGCAGAUGGACAACCUACACGAGAUCACAAAGAUGAUGUUGAAGCAACCGCGAGGGAAAAAAAGAACCAGAUAGAAGAUUCCAGCAACGAAUUUCCGCUCCAUCAUUCAGCGUAUGUUGACGAUAUACAUAAAUUCAUAUCAGUAUUAGACCAGUAUAAAGAUAGUAUAAAAAUAGUAGAUAACGAUGGUAAAACGCCUUUAGAAAGAGCUUGUUUUUCUGAAUUUGAAAUUGUACAUAAAGUAAAGCUUCUUGUUUUUAGAGGUUAUACAUCCUGUAAAAUGCUUGUUAAUAUAUGUCAAUCAGCCCCAAAUGAUUUACUUAAACUUAUAUUUGAUAAAACUAUAUAUGAUACAAUGAACGAAUUUGAUCAAACCGGGAUACUAGAGAUUAGAAACCGUUUAUUACAAGGUGGAGGUUUAGAUGAUCUAGAUACAAACAAAAAAACAUUAUUGCAUUAUGCCUGUCAAUAUAGCACUUUAACGACUGUUCAGUAUUUGAUUGAUAAUAACUGUAACGUGAACUGUGUAGGUGGUAAGUAUAAAAUAACACCAGUAUUCUAUUGCUGUUAUAAAGAUGUACCUCAAGCAGUUGAAAAGAUGCAAAUCUUGGUGAGUAAUGGAGCUAAUUUAGAUGUUACAGAUAUAGAUAAGACACCCCUUAUCACAACUGAUGUGUGUUUCUGUAACAGUAUCACAGCUGAUGUGUGUUUCUGUAACAGUAUCACAGCUGAUGUGUAUUUCUGUAACAGUAUCACAGCUGAUGUGUGUUUCUGUAACAGUAUCCCAAAUGUUAUGUGUUUCUGUAAUUGA